Molecule: messenger RNA, 912 nt
Organism: Cyclocybe aegerita
Lineage: Eukaryota; Fungi; Basidiomycota; Agaricomycetes; Agaricales; Hemipholiotaceae
Source: the annotation of a GenBank genome assembly
AUGCUGAAGGCCACAGCACUACUGAUGUGGAAUAUGCUGUGGAGCGUCAGCCCGGUGCCCGAGGGUCCAUGUUGGCUCUUUUCAUUCGUCCGUGGACAUUGGUUCGACUCGCCCACCACCGUCAUCCGCGAUCUGCACCGCCUGCUGGCCAUGGCACUCGUUCAUGCAUCGCUGACGACACACCACUGCCCGGUUGGCGACCUCCCUCGACCCACCAUUAUGUCUGUGCAUGAGACAUGGGCAACCCUGCUUGGGCAGUACGUGCCCUUCUUCCUCUACUUCUCCGCCCUGGGCGUAUUGCUCCCCCCGCACCUUCCUCGUUCCGUUGUCUGCAUGUUCUUCCCCCCCUCCCUCCCUUCACGUCCCUCCCUUCGCGUUGCUGAUUUCGUCCAUGAUCGCGCCUUUCCUUCCCUUCUGCCCUCCGCUCCCCGUGCCCUGUUCCCCGUUCCCUGCACCCCUCUCUCCCUCGCGUCUUCCUCGUUCCACGUAAUCUAUGCGUUCUUCCUCUCUUCUUCGUGUCCUUCCCUUCGCGUCCCCUCCCUAAUUUCAACGUGGAUACGAAUGAACUUGGGCACAGGGCCAAUGUCCUUGCUCGGCCACUCGACUGUCGAUAGCCCACACAUUCCAAAAUCAGCAAGCGCAACACCUGCAGCGUAUACGAGCGAAGCUGGACUAGAAGAGUUCUCAUGGGAGAAGCUGGGUGCGCUGUUGGAAGGGUGUGUUCUUGUGAGCAAGGCUGAUGUGCUUGAGGCUUUCAAGACCUCGACCUUGAACGUCCCACAUGUCCCGCCUACCGUUAACUUCCUCCUGGACCCGCAUGUGAAGAAGGCCUCUCCAAUCAUUGGUACUAUCGUCGGUCGUCAGUACGACUCCAGCCUUGUCUUGCCCCUGGUGUUAGAACUCGAAUGUUGA